Cylicostephanus goldi is the source of this 600-nucleotide messenger RNA. The record is from the annotation of a GenBank genome assembly. Lineage: Eukaryota; Metazoa; Nematoda; Chromadorea; Rhabditida; Strongylidae.
AUGUUGAAGCGACUGAACGAGGAAAGUGACUCAUCUUCUUCGUGGUUAGCUGCAUAUUUUCGUGAGUUCCGGAAGAGGCUUCUUUCUCUGUUGUCAUUUGAGUUCAAGAAACUACCAAUCAGUUUGGGCCUGUCAUUGUUGCAAAUUCGUAACAAAGAGGUCUUAGCAGUGCUCCAGAAUGAUCGAAAAGUUAUCACUCGAGAGCAGUUGUCAAUGUUUUUGUCCAAUGUUGAUCUCAAGCGGUUAUCGGAAUAUGCUCGCAAUCUAGUUGACCAUCAGAUGAUAACUGAUCUGCUUCCAACUAUCUCAAAAUUGUAUUUCGGAGAUAAAUUGAGGGAAAAUCACAAGAGCGCAGAGAAUGUUCAAGAAGAGCUGGAUCUUCCUCAGAGUCAAGUGUUAGCUUUCCAUUCGAAAACGAUACGAAAGUUAUCAGACGAGUUUGACGCUAUCUGCAUGGAGUCACUUCGUCAACUCAUCCCAGAUAAGACGCGUGAUCUUGACAAAGAGGAACAAGCUGCUGCUGUGGCUCGUCUGAAACCUUUAGCUGAAAGCUUGGAGGUAGUCAUGUUUUCUGAAGUCUUCUGUUACCCUUCUUCCUAA